This is a messenger RNA of Vanderwaltozyma polyspora DSM 70294, 2874 nucleotides long. It is a transcript of the gene MDR1, whose product is annotated as GTPase-activating protein MDR1. Gene Ontology annotation, molecular function: calcium ion binding. The transcript has a single exon. NCBI's taxonomy places the organism in Eukaryota, Fungi, Ascomycota, Saccharomycetes, Saccharomycetales, Saccharomycetaceae. The record is from RefSeq and is a predicted model, not a curated record. Bases 1 to 2874 code for a protein of 957 amino acids.
AUGUCUUUCCUUGGUAGUCUUCGCCAGAAGACACCAUUUUUCGAUAAGAUAGCAGAAAGCUUUACCCCUGCUAUCAGCAGAGAUGAAAAAUUUAAGUAUGAAUAUAGAUUGCCAGCUGAAGAAAACAUUAUAGAUGAUACCAACGCUGAUAUAUCUUUUGUUGGUGCUUAUAGUAAGAUCAUGGCCAUGUCCAGAUCAAAAACUGAAAUUAAUCAAAAAUCACCAGUCUCUUAUGUGUAUUCUGGUAGAUUAUAUUUAACACCACAUUUUUUGGUAUUCAGAGAUGCAUUUGAUCAAUAUUCUUGUGUACUAGUUAUGAAUUUAUCUACUAUAAAGAGAGUUGAAAGAAGUCCCUCUGAAUCUCAUUCUUUCGCUUUGAAUAUUACACUUUAUUCAGGGUCUAAAAUUUCUAUCCAAUUUAUAGGAUUACGUUAUAGAUCCGAACAAUUUUCACACCAAUUAAAAUUAAAUUUAAAGAAUAAUAUAGAGACAGCCAAAAAUCUUCCACAAUUUUUAUCGACUUGUUAUUCAGAGUUUAUUAUUACCAAAAAUAUUCUUCAUCAAAAGGAUUUAAUUCCUCCAAGAGCUGGUUUAGGGCAACAAUUUAAAUACCCUGGACGUGCUGAAUUAGAUAAGGAAAAGGCAAAAUUGAGAUUAUGGUUUGAAUAUUUUAAAGAAAACGGCCAGAACAUGGCUAUUGUCAAGAAUCACAUGUUUCAAAAAUUAAUAAGAGUUGGUCUUCCAAACAGAAUUAGAGGUGAAAUCUGGGAGCUAUGUUCAGGUUCAAUAUAUUUAAGACAUGCAAAUUCUGGAGAAUAUCAAAAAAUUUUGAGGGAUAAUGAAGGUAAAACUUCACAAGCUAUUGAUGAGAUUGAAAAGGAUUUAAAGAGAUCUUUACCAGAAUAUAGGGCUUAUCAAAGUGAAGAAGGUAUUGGGCGCUUAAGAAAUGUAUUAACAGCCUAUUCCUGGAAAAAUCCAGAUGUUGGUUAUUGUCAAGCCAUGAAUAUUGUUGUAGCAGGUUUAUUAAUUUUCAUGACUGAAGAACAAGCUUUUUGGUGCUUAACAAAAUUAUGCGAUAUUUAUGUGCCAGGUUAUUAUUCGAAAACCAUGUAUGGUACAUUAUUGGAUCAAAAAGUGUUCGAAGCAUUUGUAGAGGAUCGUUUACCAAUACUAUGGAAACAUAUUGUUCAGAAUGAUAUUCAACUUUCAGUAAUAUCUUUGCCAUGGUUUUUAUCCCUUUUCUUUACAUCUAUGCCAUUAGAAUAUGCAUUUAGAAUUAUGGAUAUAUUUUUCUUGAAUGGAGCUAAAACUUUAUUUCAAGUAGCAUUGGCAGUGUUAAAAGUCAAUGCUGACGAUUUAUCAUCUGCAGAAGAGGACGGUACUUUUAUUGCUGUAUUAAAGAAUUACUUUCAAACUCUAGGUGAUAGUGCAUACCCUGAAUCUGAUGAUACAAAUCGUAGGCAGAUUACAAAAUUCCAAGAAUUAUUAGUUACCGCAUUUAAAGAGUUCAGCAUAAUCAGUGAAGGUAUGAUAAUACAAGAAAGAAAUAAACAUCAAAAGGGCAUCUUGCAAAAUAUAGAGACUUUUGUUAAGAGAACCCAGAUGCGUCAAAUGCCGAAGACAUUUAACUUGACAGAUGAAGAUUUAUCAAAUAUUUAUGACAUAUACUAUCAAAGUAUCGAGACGCACAAGAUAAGUAUGGGUACAGGUUCUUCAAGUAUGAGUUUUGAUGUUUUUAUUCAAUUGUUAAGCAAAUUCUGUGAUUGGUGUAAACCUAGUGAAAGUGAUGAAAAUCCUGCCUUCCGCAAGCAAAAGACAGACUUCUUAAAAAAGUUGUUUAGAAAGUGGGAUUCUAAUCAUUUAGGCGAAUUGACUUUAAAUGAUGUUGUCACUGGUAUAGAUAACUUGAAAUCAACUGAUCUUUUACAAUUAAUUAACUAUUUUUUCUCAUUGUAUGAUACUGAUAAUGACGGAGAAUUACAUAGAGAAGAAGUCCUUCAAGUAUCUGAAGGAUUACUUUUCUUGACAGAACCUUGGAAGACUGGUAGAUACAUUGAUUUAUUGACCAAACAAUCUAUAGAAGAUGAUAUUGCGGAAAAACUAGCAAGGGAGAAGUUUAAUGAGGAAAACACUACCGAUGAGAUAGAUCUUCCAUCUGAUGUCCAGGUUGAUGAAGAGAAGUGUAAGAUAGAACAGUCCGAAAGAUAUUUGAAAGCUGCAAGUAGCUUUUUGCAAAGAUCGUUUGAAUAUGCCAAAUCUUUUGAACUUGCUGAAGAAAUUGACUUAAUUAAUUUUUCAGAUGAUGAAUUAGAUGGAGAAGCAAAGAAAAAGAAAUUUAAUACUUUGAAGGCCAAUGUAGCACUAGAUCCGACUCGCCCAAAGUUAUUAGAUUUGGCCACAUUUAGAAUGAUAAUAUUAGCCGAUGAAACAUAUGAGUUAUUUUUUGCAAGCACAUGGGGAUCUUCAAUUCACACUGAUCAACCUAUUGAGAACGUAAUGAAAAAUAGACCAUUAAGAAGCAUGUUUGAUGGUAUCAUAGCUGAUGGACGUAGAGUUGCAGAACAAGUUCGUCGUCGUGUGGAUUCUGUCACUACAAGAGGCAGUAUUACAUCAGUCGAAAGUGCAGGUGCUCACACUAUUAACAGCGGUUCGGUUUUAACCAGUUCCUAUGGUUCAAGUAAGGAAGAUAGAUUUGAUGAUCUAGAUGACUUCUCGCACGAACAUCAAGAAGAGCAUGAAGAUUUGUUAGGUAGUUCAUGGGUUGAAAUGGAAAUGGAAAAUGAAGGUCCAAAUUCUCCUGAUCGUCACAAUUUGAAAACUGUUCCUACAAGAGAUUUAGAUUCUCAAGGAGAUCUGAUCGAAUUUGAAGCAUAA